UUUCCUGCUGAUUCACAGAUGUGGGAACAGCUGGCAGAGCUGCUUCAUGAUGACAUCAACGAGUCACACAAACAGAAACAAAGAUGCAACACUUUCAGACCCUCGGGAGAAAAUAAGUGAAGAAUUUUAUUUUCGAUAAUUCAAUUCAGGAAAAAAACUCUGUCACGUGACUUUGUGUUUCUCUGCUAACAACAUGGCUGCGGAGGAUCUGCCGUCUGAGUUUGACGUGGUCAUUCUGGGCACAGGUCUUGCUGAGUCGGUGGUGGCAGCCGCGUGUUCCAGAGUUGGACAGAGAGUUCUUCACGUCGACAGGCGGAGCUACUAUGCAGCCAAUUGGGCAAGCUUCACCUUCAACGCUCUGCUCACCUGGAUACAGGAGCAUAAAGCAGAGUCUCUGUCAGAGGAGGUCCAGGAUCGGUCAAGCUUGGUGGAAGAAGGGGAGGAGCUGAUCUACCUGUCAGGCUCAGACUCCGCCUCCAUCAGUAACCUGCAGGUGUUCUGCUACAUCAGUGAAGAAGCCGAGGAGGAGGAGGAGCCUCCAAACACCACAGAAGAAGAAGAGGCUGGAGCAGCAGGUGAAGACGCUGCUAAAGAGCCAUCAGAGACCGAAUCAGCAGGUUCAAAAGAAGAAGAAACAGGUGAGGCCGCUGAGGGAGACGAGCAGGCUGCUCAGGAACAGGGGGAGGAGCCAGAAGCGGAUCAGCCACAGCCCUCUGCUCCUCCCAGCCAAUCAGAGCCAACCAGGAAGAAAAUCAGCUACACCCAGCUGGAAAAGGAAGGACGCCGGUUCAACAUUGACCUGGUUUCUAAGCUCAUGUACUCUCGCGGCUCAUUGGUCGACCUGCUCAUCAAAUCAAACGUCAGUCGCUAUGCAGAGUUCAAGAAUGUGACCAGGAUACUGACCUAUCGCCACGGCAGCGUGGAGCAGGUGCCCUGUAGCAGAGCAGACGUGUUUGCAAGCCGUCAGCUGUCUGUGGUUGAAAAGAGGAAGUUGAUGCGCUUCCUGACUUCCUGUGUGGAGGAGACGGAGGAGCACCAAGCUUACAACGGUCGGCCAUUUUUGGAGUUCCUUCGCGAGCAGCAGCUGGGCGACAACCUGCAGCACUUCCUGCUUCACUCCAUUGCCAUGGUGACAGAAGACACACUCACCGAGGUGGGGCUCGCCUCCACGCGCCACUUCCUGCGCUGCCUGGGUCGCUACGGCAACACUCCCUUUCUGUUUCCUGUGUACGGACUUGGAGAGAUUCCCCAGUGUUUCUGCAGGAUGAGUGCUGUGUUUGGAGGGAUCUACUGCCUGAGACACUCGGUCAGCUGCCUGAUCGUGGACAAGGACUCCAACAGGUGUAAGGCGGUGAUUGACAGCCGAGGACAGCGAAUCAGCUGCAGCCACUUUGUGGUGGAGGACGGCUUUGUGGGGGCAGACCGGCAGGUGACCACGCCCACCAGGUUUCUGAGCAGAGCCGUCCUGAUCACCGACGCCUCCGUCCUUCCCGGCGACUCGGAGCAGCAGGUGUCUCUGGUCACGGUUCCUCCGACAGACGGACGCCCGGCGGUGAACAUGGUGGAGCUGAGCCCGUCCACCAUGACCUGCAUACCUGGGACCUGUGAGUUCACCUGUUGUGUGUCAGUAUGUCCGUCUGCAGAAAACCGUCCAGCUGUCCUUUGGUGUCUGUACUUCAACAUGGCCGACGGUUCCGGGGUGGAGCCUGAAGGUCACGACCUCCCGUCUAACGUGUACGUGUGCUCCGGCCCAGAUGGCGCUCUGGGACACGAACACGCCAUCAAACAGGCUGAGUCGAUUUUCCUGAAGAUUCUCCCCGAGGAGGAGUUCUGUCCUCCUGCUCCAAACCCCGAGGACAUCAUCUACGAUGGGGAGAACACCUCCCCCACCUCCACAGGAGAGGAGGAGGGGUUAACAGCAGCAGGGGGGGAGGGGGAGGAGAAACAGCAGGAGCAGCAGGAGGAGGAGACGAGCCUUCAGCCUGAGGAAUAACCUGUAGAUAUAAAGUGUAAAGACCUCCUGCAGUGCAUUGUGGGUAAAAGUUGCCUUUUUUAUUUUUCUAUGAUUUCUGCUGGUUUUCUGUUUUAUUUAAAAACUCAUUAAAGCCUCAACAUGAAGACACGCCUCUGGCUCUGAUUGGCUGUCACACACAGGGUCACACAGGAUGUCUCUGCCAAAGGCUUCACUCAAGCAGCGAAGCCACGUCCCCACACAGACUGAAGCCGAGCACACCUGAAACAGGAAGUUUACCUGGCAGCUGCAGCUGUGAUCA
Pundamilia nyererei is the source of this 2273-nucleotide messenger RNA. It is a transcript of the gene chm, whose product is annotated as CHM Rab escort protein. The transcript is spliced from 16 exons. Gene Ontology annotation, cellular component: cytoplasm; Rab-protein geranylgeranyltransferase complex; cytosol. Gene Ontology annotation, molecular function: GDP-dissociation inhibitor activity. The record is from RefSeq and is a predicted model, not a curated record. Gene Ontology annotation, biological process: vesicle-mediated transport; small GTPase-mediated signal transduction; intracellular protein transport. NCBI's taxonomy places the organism in Eukaryota, Metazoa, Chordata, Actinopteri, Cichliformes, Cichlidae. The coding region runs from base 194 to 1993 and encodes 599 amino acids.